This is a messenger RNA of Mastomys coucha (southern multimammate mouse), 1684 nucleotides long. Its product is annotated as protein phosphatase inhibitor 2-like. The transcript is spliced from 9 exons. NCBI's taxonomy places the organism in Eukaryota, Metazoa, Chordata, Mammalia, Rodentia, Muridae. Gene Ontology annotation, molecular function: protein phosphatase inhibitor activity. The coding region runs from base 246 to 1556 and encodes 436 amino acids. The record is from RefSeq and is a predicted model, not a curated record. Gene Ontology annotation, biological process: regulation of signal transduction.
AGAGACAAAGAAAGUCUUUGGGUGUAACAAUUAGAGAAGGGUGUGAGGAGGAGCUGCCAGGCUGAAGUCUAUAUAAUCCUCCUUUCACCUGCCCCAGUGCCGGGGGAGAGGAGGCGGAGGAGGUCCGGUCUGACCCGGAGCCCCCAGCGCCCACCGCCCACCGCGAUGGGGGCCGGGCGAACGGGCGAGGCUAUGUGCCGCUAGAAGGUUAGGGAGAGUCAUUGGAAUGAUUACCAAGUUGAGCUAUGGAGAAGCCGGAGUCUCUCGCACCUGUUAGUAACCUCAGUGCGGAACCCCCUGGCGGGGUUCCUAAGUCAGUAGUACCUGGAGGUGUCAAAGGUAUACAAACAGACGCCGGAUUACCCUCCGGAGUAGCCUUGUUUCGGGGUCCUGGCUCCCUCUUGCAUUCCGGGAACCCUGUGGUCCGCAGUCCUGGUCCAAUUCAGCCCUCUGAAGGAGCGGUGACCCUCAAUUCGGGUCCCGCUCCGCAUCUCCGGGAGGUUGCAAGCCUUGGGUCCAGCACACCCCCUGGCACUGGAACUGGUGCAACUAAGGCGUCCACCCCUGGGCCAGAGGAGCCUAAAGUGUACAACUCAGAGAGUAGUACACACUCCGGGUCAUCAUUCACGGAGCGGCCUCGAAGCAUCCUAAAAAACAGCAGCUCCAUUUUGAUAAAGAAACCCCCCGCUUCGGAAAAGAAGUCUCAGCGCUGGGAUGAAAUGAACAUCUUGGCUACCUACCACCCUGCGGACAAAGACUAUGGCUUUAUGAAGGCGGAUGAGCCCAGAACCCCCUACCACAGGCUGCAGGACGAUGACGAUGACCAAUCUGCAGAGUCUUCUCUGAAGGUGACUCCUCAGUCAGUGGCAGAGAGGUUUGCCACAAUGGACAAUUUCCUCCCCAAGGUCCUCCAGUAUGGAGACAACAAAAGCUCAAAUACCACAGACAACUUUGCUAAGACAUACUCCAGUGAUUUUGACAAGCAUCGAAAGAUACACUACAGUGAAGGGAAGUUCCUGAAGUCACUGAAAAAUCUGCCCACGGAGGAGGAAAGUGCUGGGGCCAGUGGCAGCAUCGGCAGCAGUAAUCAAGGUGUAGUGACAGACCAGAAGCCUAGACCUGUGGAGAAAGGCUGGGCAGGAAGACUGGCGACAGGAGUCAAAAAUGACACUGUCCUGACGACUGAUAGCCAUGUCUUAAACACCAAUGAUUCUGCUACCUGUAGAAGCCAAAACCCCUCAGCCUCAGACACUAACAUGGGGCAGCUGGCUAGUCUACAGCGCAAGGAAUACUACAGCAAAGGGAGGUAUCUGAGGUCCUCCUCCCGCCCAGAACUCAGAGAGGAUAUAGAAGAUGAAGAACAGGACAGUCCUUCAGGUUUGACCUGGGUUACUGAGAAUCCCAAAGGCACUCCAGUCAACGGGUCACAGGUGACGCCCAACUGUUGGGCUAAGGGGCCGAAGUGCCGAAGUCCAGGGAGCUCAGAAAUGGAACAUGGAAGUAACCAGAACCCUUCAAGCUGGAACGGGCGUAGACGUGAGCCCGGGCCAAGAUGAAAGCUUGCGGCUCCAGUGGACUCAGGAAAAAGAACCUAGACCUUGGAAAAUGUAGUCAACUGGGGUGGGGUGAGGGUAGCCGUCCCUCCUCUCACCACUCUAAUGGACAAUAAAGAGAACAUCAGGAA